CUUUCUAUUCCCACUGUGUGUAGAUAUGGCUGCUGUGAGCAUUCUGUCAUCUGAAGAUCAGUUUCUGUGCUCCAUCUGUCUGGAUGUGUUCACUGAUCCUGUCUCCACACCAUGUGGUCACAACUUCUGCAAGAACUGCAUCACUGAUCACUGGAACACUAAUGACCAGUACCUGUGUCCCCUGUGUAAGGAGCGUUUUACCAGAAGACCUGAUUUGAGGGUCAACACUUUAUUCUCUGAGAUGGUGGCUCAGUUCAGACAGUCCGCUCAACAGAAAGCCAGCAGCAGCAGCUCAGAGCAACAAGUGUCCAAACCAGGAGAAGUUCCCUGUGACGUCUGCACUGGAACCAAACUGAAGGCAGAGCUGGGGAAGACAGAGGCUGAAAUUCAGCAGAUGAUCCAGAAGAGACGACUGAAGAUUCAGGAGAUCAAACACUCAGUCGACCUCAGUGAGGAAGAUGCAGACAGAGAGAUAGCAGAAGGUGUUCAGGUCUUCACUUCUCUGAUGGAGUCUGUUGAGAGAGGCCUGAAUGAGCUCAUCAACACCAUCAAAGAGAAGCAGAAAACAACAGAAAAACAGGCCGAAGCUUUCAUCACAGAGCUGGAACAGGAAAUCUCUGAGCUGAUGAAGAGAAGCACUGAGGUGGAGCAGAUGUUACGCUCUGAAGACCACCUUCAUCUUCUCCAGAGCUUCCAGUCCCUAAACAUCCAACAACCUCCCCCCACCAAGGACUGGACAGGGGUCAGCGUCCGUCCAUCAUCAUAUGAGGGGACUGUGGUGAAAGCUGUGGCUCAGCUGGAGGAGACACUCAGUAAAGAGAUGAAGAAGCUGCUUGAAGCCGAGCUGAAGAGGGUCCAGCAGUAUGCAGUGGAUGUGACUCUUGAUCCUGAUACAGCUAAUCCCUGGCUCAUCCUGUCUGAUGAUGGGAAACAAGUGAAUCUUGGUGAUGUGAGGAAGAAUCUCCCAGACAACCCAGAGAGAUUUUCUAAGUGUGUUAAUGUUUUAGGAAAACAAAGUUUCUCUUCAGGCAGAUUUUACUUUGAGGUUCAAGUCAAAGGAAAGACUAGAUGGACUUUAGGAGUGGCCAGAGAGUCGAUCGACAGGAAGGGAAACAUCACACUGAGCCCUCAUAAUGGUUACUGGACGAUAUGGUUGAGAAAUGGAAAUGAGUACAAAGCUCUUGAUGACACCUCAGUCCUUCUCUCUCUGAAGUCUCCUCCUCAGAAGGUGGGGGUGUUUGUGGACUAUGAGGAGGGUCUGGUCUCCUUUUAUGACGUAGAUGCUGCAGCUCUUAUCUACUCCUUUACUGGCUGCUCCUUCACUGAGAAACUCUUCCCAUUCUUCUGUCCCUUUACUGUCUGUUCCUUCAUCAAGAAAGUCCAUCUAUUUUUGAGUGAUGACGAUGAUUAUGAUGAUGAUGCUGGUGGUAAAAACUCUGCCCCUCUGAUCAUCUCUCCUGUCAGAGUAAACUAAUCACUGAUCUCAUUUCAGGUAUUGAUUCAUUUUCAAUCAAGGGAACAAAUGUACAUAUUCAUAUAUUUUACAUCUUAUUUUCUACAGAACCUGUUUCCUGUGGUGACUGAUUUACACUUUAUUCCAGUUAUUAUCAUAUGUUAGAUGUGCAGCAAUUCUUUAAAAAUGAACUCAAACUUCAUCUUGACAUAUUUGGUGUCUUUAGAAACUGAUUUCUUCUGGAAGUUAUAAUAAAUGUCUGUGGGUUUAACAGAGGUUUGAAUAGAUAUCGUCUACAUAACGUGUGUCAUGAUGCAUCAAAUUAAUGUGUUGAUUAUGUAAUCAGAUCCACAUUUAUUAGUAUUUGAUGAGCAGCCCCAGAAAACAUAUAGCUGAAUAUUUGAUUGUGUGAUGAAGCUUCAUUUAAGAGUGAGGCCUAUUCCAUCCCAUAAUGUCUCCAGAACACAGUAUGUGUCCUUGUUAUACCGGGUAGAAAAAGUUAAUGGAUGGUUCUAUCUUGUGUGAAAAGUCUUUUGGAUAAUUACUGGUCACUUUGGCCAUUUUUUAUUGGUUUCAUGAAUUCUGUAAGAUGGUUUAUGAGUCAAAGAAAUGUGUAAAUAUGUGAUUGUAGAAUAAAAAGUGUAAAAUAAAGCAGGUGUUGA
Messenger RNA from Etheostoma spectabile (orangethroat darter), 2115 nucleotides. RefSeq names its product E3 ubiquitin-protein ligase TRIM21-like. The transcript has 2 exons. The record is from RefSeq and is a predicted model, not a curated record. Gene Ontology annotation, molecular function: protein binding; zinc ion binding. Bases 26 to 1474 code for a protein of 482 amino acids. NCBI's taxonomy places the organism in Eukaryota, Metazoa, Chordata, Actinopteri, Perciformes, Percidae.